AUGACACAGUAUAAUUUCAUUAUUGAUGCCUCGGCUUUUGAAAAGGGUUUAGGUAACAUUAAAAGGUGGUGUUCUGACUGCACGGAGACGGUAACUUUGAAUUUCUAUAUUCCAACUUUCACAUUAAAUGAAUUGGAUUUUCUUCAACAGAGACGUAAGAGUUUUGCGGCUCGCGAAUCCUUGAAGUUCAUUGACAGGUUAGACGAUCCUAGCUUUACUAACUUGAAAGUUUUCAUUGAGUUUCCCGAAGUUUUAGAUAUUAUAUUAUGGUCUGAUGUUAUGGAACAUAACAACAAUGCUGGCAAGGUAAAUAUUGCGAAGCUGCCUAAAAGAUUGAAGAAUUUACUGAAAAGUUGCAUCUAUAAAUGCUAUUUAGACGGGAAUGAGGGGUUGCAUUGGUUUCUAAUAAGCGAAGAUUCUCAAAUUCGUGAUAUGGCUGUACAAUGCAACAUUCCCUCUUGUUCAAUUGUUGAUGUGGAUUCGAUCUUAUCUAAGGACAUGAACGACAAAUCAUUUAGAGAGAGUGAAAAAUUCAAUAAUAUGAUGCUUAAAAAUGGCACUAAGGAAGAAAGCGAAAACGGCAGAGAAACCAUCAAAACUAAUUUCGAUAAGACAGUAUAUGCUUCGAGAGGUACGGGUGAACUGUGGUCUCCAUGA
Saccharomyces eubayanus is the source of this 657-nucleotide messenger RNA. It is a transcript of the gene NMD4, whose product is annotated as Nmd4p. The transcript has a single exon. Lineage: Eukaryota; Fungi; Ascomycota; Saccharomycetes; Saccharomycetales; Saccharomycetaceae. The record is from RefSeq and is a predicted model, not a curated record. Bases 1 to 657 code for a protein of 218 amino acids.